AGAGAAGGAGCAGCCCAGUGGACUAGGUGGUUAGAGCUCUUUACGUUGUAACCCUUUGCUCUAAGUAUGCAGGAGCAAGCAUUCGGCAGGCUGCUUUCUGCAGCCGAGGAGACAACAUUCAUAGACUUCCUUUGAUUAGGAUAUGUCACUGUUGUCAGGGCAACUGUUAACGGUGGCGUAUCGUAUUUUUUCCUCCUGUGUUGCGUGCUGAAUAUUUUAGUGUGCUGUAGCUGGAAGAAGCUUGGGGAAGAGGUGCUGCUGCAGAACCGGGAAGCUGUGGGCUGGGAUCUGAUUGAACAGGUUAAAACAGCGAAGAGAGGCAUCCAAACCAAUGUGCCUUUAAUUAGGGCUUUUCUUGAAGGUGGAUGAAACUGUAGCCUCUCAGCUGCCAAGUGGAUGUUGGUAUUUGUCAGCUCUUUGCCUACUGCUUACCCAUAGGGGAUCUAUUACAAGUGCUCAAAUGAGAAGGCAGGUCUGCAGCUAGCUGCUACACAGGCACUGCAGUUUCUUAAAUAUAUAUAUAUAUAGUAAUCAGUAGCAGCAAUAUGCCUGGUGCAGCUACUGUUAUCCGACAAGAGAGAUUGAAGAAGACAAAUACAAGGACAAAUCCUCCUGGUUUAUUCACCAUUAAUGAAGAAGAUGAGCAGCAGAAGAAUGGGAAUUUCAAAAGACUGAAAGCACCAGAAGACUCUAAAGUACAAGACAAGAAAGCUACUUCAUCCAGCCACCCCACUUCAGCUUCUUCGGGGCACAGCCCCAUCAACUCCACUGCUAAAGCAGAUCAUCCACCUGUACUAAAAGUUGAUGACAGACAACGGCUUGCUAGGGUACGGAGAGAAGAACUGGAAAAGCAGAUAGGUGAGACAUAAUGUUAUUUAGCAGUU
Messenger RNA from Pelodiscus sinensis (Chinese soft-shelled turtle), 884 nucleotides. NCBI's taxonomy places the organism in Eukaryota, Metazoa, Chordata, Testudines, Trionychidae. The record is from RefSeq and is a predicted model, not a curated record.